UUCCUUUACUUUAGAGAAUGCGUUUAUAAGCCUUUCAAUAUAAACGGGCAUCAAGCAGUGGUUUUAAUUUAGGGUAGCCGCCUAGGUUAGCCGAAUUUUUAUUUAUAGUUAAUUAUUUAUUCAUUUUUUACAGCCUAACAUCUACCUUGCCAAGGCACGAUGGGCAUUCAUGUCAUUGCUGUCACUAGUUCAAGUGGUCUUCCGUUGUUCUCCAGACAUAGGGGAGCUUCUGAAUCGUUGGCGUUCUCCAUUGUUGGAUCAUUAAAUGGAGUCCAUAUGUUCGGCAAAAGUCAACAAAUCACAAUUGAAAACGCUCAAUCCCAGGACUCCAGCAUCAUAUGGAAAGACUUUGAAGACAGCAUAACAUUGAUAGCAGUUGGUACACCUGCUAUUGAGAGCACGCUGAAGGAGUUGGUGCACGCUGUGUUUCAAGCAAUGGUGCUCUGUGUCGGCGUAGAAGAGCUCAGAACGAUCCGUAGUGUGGAACGACUCAAGCGGGAACUUAGGGCCUGCUUUCCGAUCGUGGAUCGUCUGCUGGAAUGUUUGGACACUGGGGAGAGGGCUUCUGCUAGGGUUCCACUGCUUCCCUUAGUAGAGGUUGUUCUACACGAGGAAAAUACUGUGUUGCAAUCGAGACUAGACUCGUUUGCGGAGAGUGUAGAGUCAUUGUUUGCCUGUUUACUAUUGGAUGGCUGCGUUGCCGUGGCAACGCUGGGGUGGUGGGAGUUAGCUGUGGAGGAAAGAAAACUUCUCAGUCUGGUGGUUGCAGCAAAUACUGCAACAACUUCUUCAGACAUUCCAGUCUUCCUACCGUGUAAGAGUCCUUCGGUACCGUUUCGCCUGGUCAGUGUGUGUCUGGUGGCCGGUGCUUGGGUCAGUGUACUGUGUGGUCCCGCGCCGGACCUGGCCACUGUAGAGCAGCUGGCAGCCAACUGGUGGCGCCGCUCUGUAGCAACACUCGCAACUACUCUACACAACCAGGGCAACUUGCCUGCGUCUCUCCAACUCAACCAAGGCAUACAGGGGCUAUUGCUGAUUCACUGUGAUAUUGGAAAGUUUGUUCUUUGCCACAAUUUGGCCAACAAAAAGGACACUCGCCCACCGUCAGAUAUACUGCGUAACUUCUACUACAACACAGCAAUACAUCUUCAUAAACAGGACCUGCCACAGAAGGCUCUAGAGACAUAUUGGUGUUCUGAGUACCACAAGGUCCACGCCCUGCGCUCUUCUAGCAACUUGCUGUGUGUGUUAUACUCAUCAGCUGUGCCCACCCAUACCAUGAGGUUAAUGACGCAGCAGACUUUACAAGCUCUCAUUUCAGAGAAACAGUUCUGUUGGUGACAGGAUGCAUCUACUGAAACUAAUCUCAAAAUAGGGCAAGUUAAGAAGUGUAUGUCUCAGGGUGACAAAUUUGAACAUACCAAGCAAACAAUGUGCUUAUUUAAAACGUGGGAAGUAUUCAACAGACUUCCCUUGAUGUUAGCAAUAUAAACCCAUUUGCCUUUCAACUCCUUUCAUAACUUUGGCUGAAAAUUUACAUUUUAGCGAAUUUCCCUAUAGGGAAGUAGCUAUUA
Macrosteles quadrilineatus (aster leafhopper) is the source of this 1574-nucleotide messenger RNA. RefSeq names its product protein fuzzy homolog (gene fy). Gene Ontology annotation, biological process: vesicle-mediated transport; non-motile cilium assembly. The transcript is spliced from 9 exons. The coding region runs from base 160 to 1341 and encodes 393 amino acids. The record is from RefSeq and is a predicted model, not a curated record. Lineage: Eukaryota; Metazoa; Arthropoda; Insecta; Hemiptera; Cicadellidae.